Molecule: messenger RNA, 880 nt
Organism: Bombus pyrosoma
Lineage: Eukaryota; Metazoa; Arthropoda; Insecta; Hymenoptera; Apidae
Product: splicing regulator RBM11
Exons: 2
Coding region: 139-720 (193 amino acids)
Biological process (GO): regulation of alternative mRNA splicing, via spliceosome
Cellular component (GO): nucleus
Molecular function (GO): single-stranded RNA binding
Source: RefSeq, a predicted model, not a curated record
UUGUUCAAACAUUAACUCUCCCUCUAGUGCCAAAUAUAGGAAUUAUAACUAGAACGCAUUCACCAUAUUGCGUAACAUAUUUCGUCUAAUUAUUGUUGAAAUUAUUUGAUUAAUCAAUUUCUACCUUAUUAUAACAAUAUGAGUGAAGAUGUGAAAACUCUUUGGUGCGGAAAUUUAAGCGAUAAAGUAACGGAAGAAAUUCUAUACGAAUUAUUUUUACAGGCUGGCCCUGUACAAAACGUCACUAUUCCCAAGGAUCGUAAUGGUAAACAAAGACCAUUUGGUUUUGUAACAUAUAAACACAUUAAUUCUGUGUUAUAUGCUUUAGAACUAUUCAAUGGUACAUCUCUAUUUAAUCGCAUUCUGAAUAUAAGCCAUCGGAAAAAUGUAGAAUUACCACAAACAAACUACUCGCAGGAUAGUUUUAUAAAUUUCAAUAAUUGGCUUCAGUUAGGCCAGGAAAUGAUCUUAGGAAAUGAUAUGUCCCAUUUAAAAGAAGAUUCAUUUGGAACAAAUAUGAUAUUAAACUCAGAUUUACAGAUGAAAGAGACAAACAAUUGUUCUCAUAAGAAUGAUAGAAGAUCUCAACGGACACAUCCUUAUCAUAGAGAUCAACAUAAACAUAGUAGUCAUCAUAUGGACUCUUCUAGAAAUCGUAACAGUCAUAAUAGCAAUCACUAUUCCAAACACAAUUAUAAAAAUAGCAGACGUACUUAUUAAUAUUUCAUAAAACACACAUACAAAUAAAUUUCAUUAUUUACAAAUAAUAACAAAUAUCAUUUUCUUAUAAAAAAAUGGAAAAUUUUUUACAAUCUUAGAUCUAAUUUACUAAAAUAAAAGAUAUAUACUAUACACACUGAUGUUAAAUAUUAGACAACAA